AUGGAGGUGUCGUGGACGUUUGUGUUAUGGGUCGUGGUGCUUCUCCUGCUCUUCCACUACUUCAUCUUCAAACCCUUCCUCCACGGCAAGCUCCCUAUUCCGCUCGCCAAAUGGGUGGGGCGUGCCGUCCACUACCCCAAGCUUCCCUUUGUGAUAGACGAGGACGUGUACCUGGGCUGCCUUCCCACCUUCUGGAACCAGCAUCUCCUCUCGGACCUGCGCGUACGUGCCGUUGUGAACAUGUGCGACGAGGCCUACGGCCCCGCUGCGUUCUACAAGGAGAGCGGCAUCGAGCAACUGUAUCUUCCCACGGUGGACCACAUUGAGCCGACUGUGGAGGACAUGAAGACAGCAGUACAGUUCAUCGACCACAACGUGCAGCAGGGCAAGAAGGUCCUCAUUCACUGCAUGGCAGGCCGAGGGCGGAGCGCGGCUGUGGCGAUGGCGUGGCUGCUGUACCGCUUCAGGCAACUUGACUUGGACACGGCGCAGCAGCUCCUCCUGUCGAAGCGGGCCAUGGUGCGAGCCAAGCUCAACAAGCAGCGGAAUCUGAUUGCGUACCACUCUGAGCUGAGCAGCCAGCGUGCCAAACUGGUGAACUAA
Molecule: messenger RNA, 603 nt
Organism: Acanthamoeba castellanii str. Neff
Lineage: Eukaryota; Discosea; Longamoebia; Acanthamoebidae
Product: dual specificity phosphatase, catalytic domain containing protein
Exons: 5
Coding region: 1-603 (200 amino acids)
Biological process (GO): protein dephosphorylation
Molecular function (GO): phosphatidylinositol-4,5-bisphosphate 5-phosphatase activity; protein tyrosine/serine/threonine phosphatase activity
Source: RefSeq, a predicted model, not a curated record